Aplysia californica (California sea hare) is the source of this 603-nucleotide messenger RNA. RefSeq names its product histone-lysine N-methyltransferase SETMAR-like. Gene Ontology annotation, molecular function: nucleic acid binding. Bases 1 to 603 code for a protein of 200 amino acids. The record is from RefSeq and is a predicted model, not a curated record. Lineage: Eukaryota; Metazoa; Mollusca; Gastropoda; Aplysiida; Aplysiidae. The transcript has a single exon.
AUGAGGGAGGCUGAAGGUGGGAGGUCUGACAUGAAAGAUGAAGUGCACACUGGGAGGCACCCAGUUGUCACUUGUGGCGACAGUGUGGAGAGAACCAAAGCUGUUGUGGAGGAAGAUACGAGAAGAACGUGCAAGGAAACUAGUGAAAUAGUCAGUAUGUCCAGUGCAACAGUUCACAGAAAAUUGACCAACGAUCUUGGCAAGGAAAAAGUCUUUGCAAAGUGGGUGGCCCAUUUGUUGACAUCAGAGCAGAAACAGGCCCGUGUUCAAGCGGCUCGGCACUUUUUGAUCCGUGUUGGGCAAGAAGGUUUAGAGUUUCUGAGUAACAUCGUCACUGGAGAUGAAACUUGGGUGUACUCGUACUCAUUUGAUCCCAGGUCGAAAAGACAAUCGGCUCAAUGGCUUGAUUCGGAUGAGUCGAAGCCACGGAAAGCCCGCAGAAAACACGGGGAGAGAAAGAUGAUGCACAUUUUUUUCGACAUGAGUGGCAUCAUUCUGAGCUGGCUAGUCCCACCUGUCGUAACUGCCAAUGGUGACUACUACAGGUUCGUCCUCAAAGACAGACUGAGACCUGCGAUAGGAAAAAAGACCCGCUUUGCAUGA